AUGAAGCCAAUCAACGACAAGAAGGAGAAAGUGACGAUUCGAGCCGUCAGCCGCGACGAGGAAGGGAAAAAGCGAGUCGAAAAGGCCGAGAUCGAUACUCGCAACAUCGACACCAUCAAGUACGUUGAGAAGAAGCUCAUUGACAAGGGAGUCCAGCGCCUCGACCGCCAUCCGGUUCAUACCCGGACUGGAAUCGCCCAGCCGCCGCCCAAGUCCGGCCACGGCGGCAAGUUCACUUGGGAAGGACCCAGCGAUGCGAUUGAGAACGAGCUCUCCCCUGCCCCGGCUGCCAUUGAUGAGAACGAUCCAAACUAUGUGGAUGAAGUGAAGGAGGAGGAGGUCGCCGGAUUGGUGGUCGGAGAAGUGGAGGUCGCGAAGGCGGCGGCGGUCACGGAGGGGGUUGCGAGAGUGGAGGUGGAUCCUCGGCUUCAACUGCAAUGA
Molecule: messenger RNA, 441 nt
Organism: Cucurbita pepo subsp. pepo (vegetable marrow)
Lineage: Eukaryota; Viridiplantae; Streptophyta; Magnoliopsida; Cucurbitales; Cucurbitaceae
Source: RefSeq, a predicted model, not a curated record